AUGGGUGCAGAACAAAGUGUUGGCUAUCAAAAAUCAUCUAAUUUCCAACAGAAUCAUCAAUCUGUUCUUCUCAAUCGAAAAAAAAGACAGGUCAUUCAUCUGUUCCAUCUUCACCUAAAUAUGAUUUACAUCAUCAGUCAUUAUCAGGACAAAUCAACAAAUCUCAAAAAUCUUUUUUCAACUAAAUCAUUAAGUUAUUCCUUUGAUAAAUCUGUAACAACACGUAAACAAACUACUGGUAUCUUGACUGUGAAUCGUGGCCGACAAACUUCAAGUCAAUAUGAAUUAGAAUAUGGUCUAACUGAACUAAAAAAACUUCAUCGAAUAUCUACAUUUGAACCACUUCUGUCAACAAGAAAUCAGCUGGUUGCUUCAAAUUCUCAUUCUUCAACAUCAUUCAAAAAUAAACAGUUUACUCCAAACCUUCCAGAAUUUGAAUGUGAAGAGUUAAUGAAGAUUUCAUCGAUUUAUGAACAAUAUUUAUACAAGUAUGCCAGUGAAGUUUCGCAGAAACAAUCUGAUAUAAUAGUUGUACAAAAUAAAAUCGAUCGAGAUCUCUCACAACUUUCAGAAAGACUUCAAGCCCGUGAAAAAGGUAUGAAUUGUAUUCGGCGUUCAACCAGUUCAACAUUUCGUAGUCCUUUUAGCAGUCCAAAGAAGAAUAUUCCUGUUUCAGAGCUUUGUUCGUCAAAAUUAGCAGGAUCUCAACAAAUUGAAAUGAUUGUUUUACUAACUAGUCAAAUUUCAGGUUUAAUGUCUCAGUGUGAUGAGUUAAGUAAACAGCUGAUGGAUACAGUAAAGAUUUUGGACGAAAAAUUAUGUAAUCAAGAAUUAAACAAGUCCAGUUGA
Heterobilharzia americana is the source of this 849-nucleotide messenger RNA. NCBI's taxonomy places the organism in Eukaryota, Metazoa, Platyhelminthes, Trematoda, Strigeidida, Schistosomatidae. The record is from the annotation of a GenBank genome assembly.